This is a messenger RNA of Vitrella brassicaformis, 624 nucleotides long. Lineage: Eukaryota; Vitrellaceae. The record is from the annotation of a GenBank genome assembly.
UACGAAGCGAUGAACGUUAAGUCCAUCAAGCAAGUCAUCUCCAGUUAGAUCAUUGUACAACCAGGACGAGAGAGAAGCAGCACACAGCGUCACAAACGUUGACAACACGCAGAUAGUAUUGUCAUCGACAGGUCUCAUCAACAGCCGCACACAGAAUGGCCUCGAUAGGUCUGUCAUUCAUUGUGAGGGCGGCGUCGCCUGCUGCAUGUUCUUCUCCUGGAACCUGGUCCCUAUCCGUUGCGAGAAGGCCAUGAACUUGGUCACGCACCGCUCGAUGCACCCCGUUUCGGCCUUCUCGAGGUCCUUCGCGCGGAAGUGUGUGAUGCACUCGUUGAAGCACCGCUCGACGAGGCCGUUGUAUGUGUUGAGGGAGUCCUGCAUCUGCAUGUCGUUGAGCUUGCCCAGCACCUGCUGCUUCUGCCCUUCAUUGAGGUGCUCCACAUCCAACAUGCUGAACAAUGAAGAGAAGAAGCAACCAAAGAAAGGGUUGUGAGAAGGUCCACUUGGACCAUUCCUCCGAAGCUUGCUUACUUCUGCAUCUUGAUCUCUAAGUCAGCUGACAGAUCUCGGCUUGUCAAGGCAGAUCUGGCCUGUAGAAGUCGAUUGACGCACUCGGGAUGAUAG